ACAUCAACAGCAUCACUGGCAAUUGUGAAGGAAGAAGAAGGGAUAAUGUAACACUUUCCAUUUUUGAUCCUAAUUAAAACAUGUUUGGUAUUUUGGAUAUAUGAAAUCCUGAUGACCAGACUCAUAUCCAUCCUAAUGCUGCCAACAGUUUUGUGGAAGAAGUCUUCAGGGAAGACAUGGAAAACAAAACUCAGACUGAACUACUGCACCUAGAAUAGGCAUGAUUUAUGUGAUAUGAAAAGCCAUGUGAAUAAAACUAUUCAAAUGGACAUAAAAGAAUUUGGAUCCAAAACAAUAUUUUGUGACGGAAUGGAGCAGAGCAUGAAGCUUACGAAAUCUGAUUUAUGGAUGUGCCAAAGGAAAUGUCAAGAUCCUAUUAUGGAGAGUGCCCCGGGACCGGCAGCGCCCAGGCGGGCAGGGCGGCCGCCUGUCAGGGAUGCCCCAACCAGCGGCUGUGCGCGGCCGGCGCAGCCGGGCCGGACCCGGCGGAGGCGGCGGAGCUGCGGGCGCGGCUGCGGGCGGUGCGGCACACGGUGCUGGUGCUGUCCGGCAAGGGCGGCGUGGGCAAGAGCACCUUCAGUGCCCUCCUGGCGCACGGGCUGGCAGCCGACGAGACCAAGCAGGUUGCUCUGCUGGACAUAGAUAUCUGUGGGCCGUCAAUCCCUAAAAUGAUGGGUCUAGAAGGAGAACAGGUUCAUCAGAGUGGAUCUGGAUGGUCUCCAGUGUAUGUUGAAGAAAACUUAGGUGUCAUGUCAGUGGGGUUCUUGCUUAGUAGUCCUGAUGAUGCUGUCAUCUGGAGAGGACCAAAAAAGAAUGGGCUGAUCAAGCAGUUUCUGCGUGAUGUGGACUGGGGUGAAGUGGAUUACCUGAUCGUGGACACGCCCCCAGGAACAUCAGAUGAGCACCUGUCCAUCGUGCAGUACCUCAGUGCCACCCACAUCGACGGCGCUGUCAUUGUCACCACCCCCCAGGAAGUGUCACUUCAGGAUGUUCGGAAGGAGAUCAACUUCUGCCGCAAAGUGAAGCUGCCCAUCAUAGGUGUUGUGGAGAACAUGAGUGGCUUUGUGUGUCCAAAGUGUAAGAAUGAGUCUCAGAUCUUUCCCCCAACUACUGGCGGUGCGGAGAAGAUGUGCCAGAACUUGAAUGUUUCCCUCCUGGGUAAAGUGCCUCUGGAUCCACAGAUAGGAAAAAGUUGUGACAAAGGCCAGUCUUUCCUGGCUGAAGCACCCGAGUCUCCAGCUACAUUAUCUUACAGGAAUAUCAUUCAAAGAAUUCAGGAAUACUGUGAACAACACCAUUUUCAAGAAGAAAAGAUAAUGUAAUCUGUAAAUGGAAUAAAAAUGUAGUUCAUGUUUAAUUAUAGAAAAGUAACUUAUGCCUUGAUUUAAUAAAGGAAUGUAUUCUUUUUGUAUACUGCAAAUAAAUUCUUAAUAUAAAGGCUCA
Messenger RNA from Corvus hawaiiensis (hawaiian crow), 1443 nucleotides. It is a transcript of the gene NUBP1, whose product is annotated as NUBP iron-sulfur cluster assembly factor 1, cytosolic. Gene Ontology annotation, biological process: iron-sulfur cluster assembly. Bases 345 to 1322 code for a protein of 325 amino acids. NCBI's taxonomy places the organism in Eukaryota, Metazoa, Chordata, Aves, Passeriformes, Corvidae. The record is from RefSeq and is a predicted model, not a curated record. Gene Ontology annotation, molecular function: ATP-dependent FeS chaperone activity; ATP binding; 4 iron, 4 sulfur cluster binding. The transcript has 12 exons. Gene Ontology annotation, cellular component: cytosol.